Corythoichthys intestinalis (scribbled pipefish) is the source of this 1060-nucleotide messenger RNA. RefSeq names its product cilia- and flagella-associated protein 20. The coding region runs from base 317 to 901 and encodes 194 amino acids. Gene Ontology annotation, cellular component: ciliary basal body; motile cilium. Gene Ontology annotation, biological process: cilium assembly; positive regulation of cell motility; regulation of cilium beat frequency involved in ciliary motility. The transcript has 6 exons. Lineage: Eukaryota; Metazoa; Chordata; Actinopteri; Syngnathiformes; Syngnathidae. The record is from RefSeq and is a predicted model, not a curated record.
GAGAUGGAACCUCGUCAACAAUAAAAACCCGGAGUGGACAAAGAACAAUGGAUACAUGGUUCCUAGCAACACCAAAACAGAAGGCCGUUUGCUAAAUUGGGAAAUGAAUGCAUUGAUAUUACAGCACGAAGAAAGGAAUGUUAAGGUUGUAUUGUUUUUUAUUUUCUUCCCCCUGAAUCUGGUAAAGCCGUGUUGUCUGGAAGACGGAAUCGAACACCACACGGAAGCAGCACGGACGGAAACGCGUCAAAAGUGAAGCGUGUUGCCGUAGCUCAGCAAUCCCGUGCGAUACGACAGAAAACCGAAGGCGAAAAUCAUGUUCAAAAACACAUUCCAAAGUGGGUUUCUUUCGAUAUUGUAUAGUAUCGGUAGCAAACCUCUCCAAAUAUGGGAUAAAAAGGUGAGAAAUGGUCACAUCAAGCGAAUUACUGAUAAUGACAUUCAUUCACUCGUGUUGGAGGUCGAAGGGACGAACGUCAGUACUACCUAUAUAACUUGCCCUGCUGACCCAAAGAAGACGCUGGGCAUCAAGUUGCCUUUUCUUGUUAUGAUAAUAAAAAAUUUAAAGAAGUAUUUCACCUUUGAAGUCCAGGUGUUGGAUGAUAAAAAUGUUCGACGGCGGUUUCGGGCAAGUAACUACCAGAGCACAACGCGUGUAAAACCCUUCAUCUGCACAAUGCCUAUGAGACUUGAUGAUGGCUGGAAUCAGAUACAGUUCAAUCUGUCAGAUUUCACUAGGAGAGCCUAUGGAACCAAUUAUAUUGAGACGUUGCGUGUUCAGAUUCAUGCCAACUGCCGUAUUAGAAGAGUGUAUUUCUCAGACAGGCUUUACUCUGAGGAUGAGCUCCCAGCAGAGUUUAAACUCUACGUCCCAGUCCAGAGCCAGAAGGCCAAGCAGUAGAGGUCCUGAACAAUGUGCACUCUUUCCCCAAAGGUCAUGCAUUGUUUUAGCUGUAUAAUAUUGUGUAGGUUUAGUCACAUGAUUGUUUCUGCUGCUUUUAUGUGUUUUUCAUAUUUGUGAAUAAAAGAAAAUCUAAGUAAGAGUCUCUUGCCUGUUUGU